UUACAUACAUAAGAAGUGAGAACUGAGAAGCCGCUGUCUCUGUUCUUCAUUUUCCCUCUCCUCCCUUUUCGCCCAGAAUGGCGAAAGGGAAAGGAAGUGACGAUGGUUCAGGACAGUAUGAUUCUGGUUCUUACAGAGUGUUCAUGGACAGCAAUUUUGAUACACAUCUGCUCAUGAUCGUAUCUGCUCAGGACACAGUCCGCGACCUUAAAGAAAAAAUAAUGAUUGAACAUCCUCGUUGCUUUCCUAACAUUGGCAAGAUUAGUGUCAAUGCUUUAAAGGUAAAGUGCGAAGGUUGCUUUUAUCACCUAUCAGAUUCUAUGCUUGUUAAAAGUGUUUUCGAUGGGUUUAUGAAGACAUGGAUUUUGCAAUUUGACGCUUCUUGUCAAGGGGAACACAAGGAAAAUCCAUGUCAUUUGGAGCCUGGGGCUAGUGACCUACCAAUCCAUGUGGUCAGCAUGGAUGGCCCUUUGCCUGAAACAAAUACUCAUCUACUUGAUUAUCCUUCCAAAGAGGUGUCCAUUUUAGCCGUUCCUUCAGUUCCUCAAAUUGGAAGCAUCCAGCCGAGGGAUAUAUUUCCCCAAAACUCAUCAGCUGACAAACGGAAACUUAAAAUUGCUGAUUCAGAGGGUUUAUCUACUAGACUUCUCGAAGAUGAUCUUUUGAUUUCUCAAAAAUCUUCAGAUAAACAAAAACCUAAAAAUGCUGAUUCAGAGGGGUUAAACGAAGAUGGCCCUUUGCUUAAUUAUGGUGGUAAGUCAAAGAAAAAGGAAAAGAAAAAGAAACCAUCAAUUCCAUAUGAUCAAGUAGACUAUGCAAUCCUUUCUGGAAAAAAUAUAAGGGAAGAAGAGACUUCUAUGGUAGCUUUGGGAAACAACCAUGGAAAUUUGGAGGGAGAGAUUGGUGCAGCAUUGGCUACUGAACAGACUAAUGCUGCUGAUUCUUUUGUUGGCCUGGACAUAUCUGAACCUGGUACUAGCAAGUUGGAGAGAGGGAAUACCUCGGACCACAUAGAGGCAUCCAGGGUCAGAAAAUCAAAAGGGUCAAAGAAACAUCAGCCUGGCAGUGCUGAAGAUCUUAAUCUGUCUGUGGUAGCUGAGCCUGGUAACCUCACAAAGGAUAGCACAACUUUAUUGUAUAAAAAUGUUUGCUCUGACAACAAUGCUCGUGAUGAUGCAAGUGGAGAUACUUUUGAGGUUGCUUUGGAAGUCAACCAUGAAAAUUUGGGGGGAGAAACUGAUGCUGCAUUGGCUUUUGGGAAAAUUGAUGCUGCUGGUCCUUUUGUUGAUGAUGAUAUGCUUAAACUUGGUACAAGAAAUGUGGUGAGAAGGGAUACCUCUGACCACAUAGAGGCAUCCAGAGGAAGAAAAUCAAAAGGGACAAAAAAACAUCAUGCUGCCAGUGUGAAAGGAGUUGAUCUACCCGUGAUUGUUGAGCCUGGUAUGCUCUUAAAGGAUGGCAAAACCUUGGUGUAUGAGAAUGUUAGUUGUGACAACAGUGUUGGCAAAAAUGUAAGGGAAGAGACUUCUGAGGUAGCUGUGCGAAGCAAACAUGGAAAUUCGGGGGGAGAAUUUGAUGCAGCAUUGUCUCCUGAAAAAACUGACGCGGCUGAUCCUUUUGUUGGUAUUGAUAUGUCUAAACGUGGUACUAGCAAGGCGAAGAGAAGGAAUACCUCUGACCUCUUAGAUGCAUCUGGAGGAAGAAAAUUGAAAAGGUCAAAGAAACAUAAGGAUGCCAGUGUGGAAGGACUUAAGAUGCCUGUGGUUGUUGAACCUGGUAACCUCACAAAGGAGAGCACAACUUUGGUGCACAAGAAUAUUCGCUGUGACAACAGUGAUGGUGAUGACGGGACUGGUAAAACUGAGGAGAAAAAGACACACUUACAGAAUGAAGAUCCUGAACCAACGUUGUCAGCAGCACCAAAUUCUAAGCUCAAGUCUAUGGGUUUAGAUAAAAAGGAGAUGAACUCUAAAGGUGGGUUUAUCUCCUCCAAUUUAUUGCAGUCCUCGGACGUCUCAGGAACUGGGGAUUCUGUUGAUAAAAAAAGAAAGAAGCCAAAGAAAUAUAAGGAUUCUGAUCAAAAGGUCCAAACUUCAUCCUCAGGCAUAGAAUAUACUAAUGGUGUUGGAGGUGCCAUUCCUUUAAAACCUGAGGUCAACAAAGCUUCUUUUAGUGAUCAUCUUGGUGAUGAAACAAAUGGAGAGCAUGACACUCUAUUUCGAAAUGAAAAAGCAACGGUAUCAAAAGUUAAAACUGUAAAUGCUCCAGUAACAGGCCUUGACAAGGAUGCUGAUAAUGCAUGUGGGAAUCAGGUGGACCUCGUGCCUCAAAUUCAAGUCGCCAAAGUCCAAGAGCCUGUAGAAGGUAAUGAAUAUAAAGUGAAAAAGAAGUCAAAAAAGACUGAAACUUCUGCCAGGAAUCUCCCAGAUCCGACGGAAAAAAUCCAAGAUGCUGUCACUGUAGAUUCUGCACUUCCAUUUGAUAAAAAGAAAGGAAAAAAUGUCCAAACUAAAAACACAAAGAAAACUAGGUUGGGGAAAAAAGAUCCUACGGAACAAUUAAUGGAUUCAAUGUCAGAAGCUGAGAAAGAUAUUGGGAGUAGGAUAAUAUGUUCCAAGCCAUGUCCAGUCCCUGAGACCAAUGAACCUUCUGAAGUUCCAUCUGAUAUUUUUGCACACAACACAGAAAGACUACCUCAUGAAGCUGAUAAUAGAGAAGAAAAACAUUCAAGUAUCCGUAUCGGCAAAGGUAGUGACAUCAUGGAAGUUCCCAAGUUUGAAAGUGCUAGGAUCAGCUACAUUGAUAACUUUGGGCCCAGUCAGAGGCAACAUGAAGUUGCUCCUGGUAAAGAGCUUGAUAUCAAGGAUAUUCCAAUUGAGAGGUCAGAUAAAGAGCUUCCAUCAAAUAAAAAAACGAAAAAACAUAAUGUGAAUUCUUUAGGUAACUCUCCUUAUUUACAGAAGUCCCUCAGCUCAAAUGACAACCAGGGGUUCACAGAGAAGCCUCAGGGUGAUCCCUUUGAUGUGGUAAAAGUUCAGGCACCAAUGUUAAAGACUAAAAAGGUUGAAGCCAGGGUUGAUAGUCACAAUAGAAAGACUUCAACAACUGCUGGGGAUAAGGAGAAAGGUCUACCUUCUUGUUUCUGUGAAAAAGGUGAUUCCAUUGCUCAUGAAGCUUCGAGGAUCAAAGUUGUUGAUGCUUCUGGGAUCAGUAGUCCUGUACAUUCAUCUGUGGUUGGAGUUCCCUUCAGAGCUGGUGAUAAUGCUUAUGUGAAAGAAAAUAGUGCAGAUUGGGAUGCAUCAGGGUUUAGCUCGGAAAGCACUGAUGUAGGAGUUCACAAAGGCAUACAAGGCAGAGAGCUCAAGUCACGGGUGAAGUCCAAUCCUGUGGUGGCAGUAAAAGCUUCAAGUAAGAAAAUUGGGGAAGCGCUUAACAAUUCUAGUCACCAGAAAAGCUUGUAUGCUACCUCAGGCACAAUAUUUAAUGACAGCAGUAGUGACAGUUCUGAAGAUGAAAGUGCAAUAAACAAUUCAGAUACCAGCACCAAAAGCCCUUCGGGAUAUUCUUCCUCAUCUUCAUCUGACUACUUGGAAGGAGCAAACCACACACCACGAAAUGCUUUGUACGGUGGGAAAAGUAAGGAAAAUGGAGAAGGCAACCUCAUUUACUCACAAUCUUGUGGCCCCGCCGAGUACAUUACCUUGGAUAUGAUCCUUAAAUGUUCAAGAAGCUACAAGAAGGCAAAGCUAACAGCUUCUCAAUCCCAACUCGAGGAAAGCCAACCUAUUGAUUUUGUUCUGGACAGUCUGGCCGAUCCAUAACCCCAUCUUGAUGGCUGUUUUGGAAGAAUACUGUUGCAGUUUCUUUAUGCUCAAUGCGCAAUAGUUUCUAGCCAUAUAUCAGAAGGCUUUGCUGUCAAGUUUAUCUCAUCUCUUUUACAUAGGAAAAUUUUGAUUUUUUUUACAGUUUCUGAUGAUUUCUGUUUCUUUGCUGAGGAAAGGACUUGUUCAACAAGAUGGCUUAAGCAGCAUCUUACCGUUCAGAAUAUGAAAAAAAAAUUUAGCCUUGUGCCCUUUUUGUCAAAAGGUCCAAACCUGAAACAAUGUUUUGAAUUGAAAGCCCUCCAUCAUGAUUUCUGGUUAUUGAUUGGUAAGGCUAAAUUGUAAUGUCAAUAGUCUCUCUCAGACCAAAUUGGCAAAAGCUGAUAUUAGUAUUUUCAGUCAAUGUUUGCGAUAAUCUGCUAUUU
Macadamia integrifolia is the source of this 4246-nucleotide messenger RNA. RefSeq names its product dentin sialophosphoprotein-like. The transcript is spliced from 5 exons. The coding region runs from base 78 to 3821 and encodes 1247 amino acids. Lineage: Eukaryota; Viridiplantae; Streptophyta; Magnoliopsida; Proteales; Proteaceae. The record is from RefSeq and is a predicted model, not a curated record.